GGCGCCGGGCCUAGGCCCUGCCAGUCAUCGCCGGAGCGGUAGUGCAACCCGUGCUUCUCCGCGACCGCGUCCUCGUCCUCCCCAUCCGCUUGCCCGCCCGGCCACGCCAUGGAGGGCUACCAUAAACCUGAUCAGCAGAAGCUGCAGGCCCUGAAGGACACGGCCAACCGUCUGCGCAUAAGCUCCAUCCAGGCCACCACGGCGGCCGGCUCGGGCCACCCCACGUCAUGCUGCAGUGCUGCGGAGAUCAUGGCUGUCCUCUUUUUCCACACCAUGCGCUACAAGCCCCUGGACCCCCGGAACCCUCACAACGACCGCUUUGUACUCUCCAAGGGCCACGCGGCUCCCAUCCUGUAUGCCGUAUGGGCUGAGGCCGGCUUCCUGCCUGAGGAGGAGCUGCUGAACCUGAGGAAGAUCACCUCUGACUUGGACGGGCACCCUGUUCCGAAACAAGCUUUCACCGAUGUGGCCACUGGCUCCCUGGGCCAGGGCCUUGGGGCCGCUUGUGGGAUGGCCUACACGGGCAAAUACUUCGACAAAGCCAGCUACCGCGUCUACUGCAUGAUGGGAGACGGGGAGCUGUCGGAGGGCUCUGUGUGGGAGGCCAUGGCCUUCGCCAGCAUCUACAAGCUGGACAACCUGAUUGCCAUUCUUGACAUCAACCGCCUGGGCCAGAGCGACCCCACCCCGCUGCAGCACCAGGUGGACGUCUACCAGAAGCGUUGCGAGGCCUUUGGCUGGCACACCGUCAUCGUGGAUGGACACAGCGUGGAGGAGCUGUGCAAGGCCUUUGGCCAGGCCAAGCACCAGCCGACGGCCAUCAUCGCUAAGACCUUCAAGGGCCGGGGGAUCUCAGGCAUAGAGGACAAGGAGGCUUGGCAUGGGAAGCCCCUCCCCAAAAACAUGGCCGAUCAGAUUGUCCAGGAAAUCUGCAGCCAGAUCCAGAGCACGAAGAAGAUCCUCGUGACUCCCCCACAAGAGGAUGCCCCCUUAGUGGACAUCACCAACAUCCGCAUGCCCAGCCCACCCAGCUACAAAGUUGGCGACAAGAUAGCUACCCGCAAGGCCUAUGGACAGGCCCUGGCGAAGCUGGGCCGCGUCAACGACCGCAUCAUCGCCCUGGAUGGGGAUACCAAGAAUUCCACCUUCUCAGAGAUCUUCAAAAAGGAGCACCCAGACCGAUUCAUUGAGUGCUACAUUGCUGAGCAGAACAUGGUGAGUGUCGCCGUGGGCUGUGCCACACGCAACCGGACAGUGCCCUUCUGCAGCGCUUUCGGGGCCUUCUUCACACGGGCCUUCGACCAGAUUCGCAUGGCGGCCAUCUCUGAGAGCAACAUCAAUUUCUGUGGCUCCCACUGUGGUGUGUCCAUCGGGGAAGACGGGCCCUCUCAGAUGGCUCUGGAAGAUCUGGCCAUGUUUCGGUCAAUCCCCACUGCAACCGUCUUUUACCCAAGUGAUGGUGUGUCUACGGAAAAGGCAGUGGAAUUAGCAGCCAAUACAAAGGGUAUCUGCUUCAUCCGGACCAGUCGCCCAGAAAACGCCAUCAUCUAUAACAGCAAUGAGGAUUUCCAAAUCAAACAAGCCAAGGUGGUCCUGAAGAGCAAGGAUGACCAGGUGACUGUGAUUGGGGCCGGGGUGACCCUGCACGAGGCCUUGGCUGCUGCCGACCUACUGAAGAAAGGUGACGGAGGGAGGGACCCAGCAGGUCCCGGGUCGGGUGCCGAUGGUGUACUAGGUCUUGGGGAGAAGAUCAACAUUCGUGUGUUGGACCCCUUCACCAUCAAGCCCCUGGACAGGAAUCUCAUUCUCAGCAGCGCCCGAGCUACCAAGGGGAGGAUCCUCACCGUGGAGGACCAUUACUACGAAGGUGGCAUAGGUGAGGCAGUGUCCUCCGCCUUAGUGGGUGAGCCUGGCAUCACUGUCUCCCGCCUCGCCGUUGGUGAGGUACCAAGAAGUGGGAAGCCAGCUGAGCUGCUGAAGAUGUUUGGCAUCGACAGGGAUGCCAUUGCACAAGCUGUGAGGGACCUUGUCGCCAAGGCCUAGUAAGGGUAAAGUGUGCAAAGGGUUCUACACAUUCCCGAGAUUCUGGCAAAGGUGCUCAAAGAUGUAGUGAGAGGAGUAAUAAAUUUAUGUUUUGAGAAAAAAUGAA
Molecule: messenger RNA, 2149 nt
Organism: Prionailurus viverrinus (fishing cat)
Lineage: Eukaryota; Metazoa; Chordata; Mammalia; Carnivora; Felidae
Gene: TKT
Product: transketolase
Exons: 14
Coding region: 109-2043 (644 amino acids)
Biological process (GO): ribose phosphate biosynthetic process; pentose-phosphate shunt, non-oxidative branch
Cellular component (GO): extracellular exosome; endoplasmic reticulum membrane
Molecular function (GO): transketolase activity; thiamine pyrophosphate binding
Source: RefSeq, a predicted model, not a curated record